UUCAUUCAUCAGCUCAGAUAUUGAAGCGUAAGCGCCAUGGAUUACUCUGCUGCUCGAAGAAAUAAAGGAGGCCUCUACGAAGGUCUCUACAGAUUGGUUAUGCGCCGCAACUCCGUUUAUGUUACCUUCAUCGUCGCCGGUGCUUUCCUUGGCGAGCGGGCUGUGGAUUAUGGAGUUCAAAAGCUGUGGGAGUACAACAAUCUUGGGGUAAUAACGUCUGCUACCAUUUCUAAACGGUAUGAAGACAUUUCAGUUUUGGGGCAAAGGCCAACGGAGGAAUGAAAAAUCUCAGCCAUCUUGAAGUUGCAUAGAUGUUGGGGGCUAUCAAUUUUUGCUGUUGCAAUAAGCUUGUUUUGGUGUAACACUUGCGCAUUUUGUCUUGCUCAAAUGCGUCGUUGCAAUUUUUGAAUCUAUUUGCAUUUGUAUGAAUAAUUUGUCUCUAUAAUGUGUUGGCUUCGAACAUCUAACCAGAGGUUGCUGCUCCAUUACUUAAAUUAAUAUUCCUCUAUUAGCAUUC
This is a messenger RNA of Tripterygium wilfordii, 517 nucleotides long. Its product is annotated as cytochrome b-c1 complex subunit 9-like. NCBI's taxonomy places the organism in Eukaryota, Viridiplantae, Streptophyta, Magnoliopsida, Celastrales, Celastraceae. The record is from RefSeq and is a predicted model, not a curated record. The transcript is spliced from 3 exons. Gene Ontology annotation, biological process: mitochondrial electron transport, ubiquinol to cytochrome c. The coding region runs from base 37 to 282 and encodes 81 amino acids.